AUGGCAGAGCUUGAAAAGUUGAAGAAGGCGAAAGAAAAGAGAGAUAUGGAGAGAGCUCGACAUGAGGAAGAUACGGUCUUGUUAGCAAGAGAACGUGCACGAGCUGAGUUCCAAGAUUGGGAGAAGAAAGAGGAAGAGUUCUGUUUCGAUCAAGGCAAGGUUAGGUCAAAGAUCAGGUUACGUGAGGGCAGAGCCAAGCCAAUCGACGUCCUCUACAGGCACUUGGAUGGUGGUUCAGAAUUAUCAGAUGAUAUGUAUAUCGAUCUCAGUAGCGAGCCCUACAUGGUAUUCAAGGGACUCACUUUUCAAGACUUGGAAGAGCUUCGUGAUGAUAUCAAAACGGAUGCUAUUGAACUUCUUGCUCAAGAGAAGGGACUACAUUCUGGUGUUGAAGCUGAUGUUAGAAGACUUCUUGAUGGGAAGACACACUCGGAGCUUGUACAAAUGCAGCUGCACAUCGAAUCACAGCUAUUUUCUGGGGUAGCUAAAGUAGUUGAGUAUUGGGAAGCUGUUCUUAAACUCCUCGAUAUAUACAAGGCAAAGGCUUGCUUGAAGGAAAUACACGCUGAGACGCUGAAGAGACAUGUACAUCGCCUCGAAAAUGUUUCUUCGGAAGCUGAAGAAGAAUCAUUCUCUCAAGAAGAGGCUGAUGAUAUGGAAGCAGAAGAGGCGGCUUGUUCGUUUUCUCCAGAGCUCAUGCACGGUGAUGAUGAUGAUCGUGAAGAAGCAAUUGAUUCCGAGGAAGACAAGAAGCUACUUGAAACGAAACGGAUGGUUGUGUUGGAGAGACAGAAGAAGCGGCUUAAAGUAGAAGAUAACUUGGAGGUCAAGGCAAUGAAAGCAAUGGGAGAAAUGGAGGAAGGUGAUGCUGUGUUUGGCUCUAACGCUGAAGUAGUGAAGCUUGAUGACAAGUACCGGCCAAGAAAACCAAAGUAUGUCAACAGAGUUCACACGAGUUACGAGUGGAAUAAGUAUAACCAAACGCACUAUGAUCACGAGAACCCGCCUCCAAAAGUGGUUCAAGGGUACAAGUUUAACAUCUUCUACCCUGAUUUGCUAGACAAUGCUACGGCUCCAACUUGCUUCAUAGAGAAAGAUGGGACAAGCGAUGAAACAUGUAUCAUCCGGUUCCAAGCUGGUCCGCCUUAUGAAGACAUUGCCUUCCGGAUUGUGAAUAAAGAGUGGGAUCGUUCUCGUAAGAACGGUUUCCAACACACGUUCAAUGGUGGGAUUCUGCAUUUGUACUUCAACUUUAAACGUCAUCGGUACAGGCGAUAA
This is a messenger RNA of Microthlaspi erraticum, 1278 nucleotides long. The record is from the annotation of a GenBank genome assembly. NCBI's taxonomy places the organism in Eukaryota, Viridiplantae, Streptophyta, Magnoliopsida, Brassicales, Brassicaceae.